Archocentrus centrarchus (flier cichlid) is the source of this 1119-nucleotide messenger RNA. RefSeq lists its product as uncharacterized. The record is from RefSeq and is a predicted model, not a curated record. NCBI's taxonomy places the organism in Eukaryota, Metazoa, Chordata, Actinopteri, Cichliformes, Cichlidae. The coding region runs from base 107 to 1012 and encodes 301 amino acids. The transcript has 4 exons.
GUGGAAUAUUGAAGUUCACCAGCUGGAAGGCGGUUGCUCCACCCUGAGACAACUUUCAAUCGCUGGCCGCUUCAGCUGCAAACCAACACUUGGUGAGGUUUUUGUGAUGGCGCUGACAGGGGCAAGACUUGACUGUCCAAACAAGAUGCAGAACGGGGACGAGAAGUCUGCAGCUGAACAGUCUCUCACUGAUCUGCCCCUCGACCCUCUGAGUGCCCUCUUUAGCAGUAAUACUACCUGCCUGGCUAAGAUCGCCAUCAUGCUCCAGUACGCUCCAUUCAAGAUGCUGACUUUUAGACAGUUGAAAGACAAGCUUUCAGUAAUCUUUAAAGAUGGAAGACUUGCUGACAACAGCAUCAGAUGGUACCUAUCAGGCUACAAAUGUUUUGUGAGGAUUCCAGGUAUACUGAAUCGUAAGGCUUGGUACUGGAUGCUGGACACCAGCCACAUAACAACAGAGAUGGUGUCUGAACACUUCUUAGAAAUUCUGCACCUCUUCCCUGGUCUAGCCUGCAGACUGGAGAAGGAGAACCCGACCAGACCAUCUGCUCCUCUCCACUCGCCAGAACCUGUACCCUGCAGUGCUUUUCACAUCAAACCUGACGUGAAGUUCAGUGGCCCUUUCUCCAUUGACUCCAUUCUGAAGGGAGACAGCACCUCUGCUCAGGCCUACAGAGCUUCUCCCCCAUCCAGUCUGCCAUUCAGGGUGGAGCACCCAUUUCAGCUUACGCAGCAACAGCAACCUGGGACUAAGAGGUGCUUCAGCUGGGACUCGGAUGAACAUUUCAUCCUUAAAGCUGGAAGUUCCCCUGUCUGCACAGGAGGGGGCAGGACACACCAUGGGGCCAUUACUGAUGGAGCUGCUAAACCCAUCAAGAGGAUACCAAUGUAUCCUCCUCCUUCAUUCCUAGUUCACCCAAGAGCAAGUCCUGCCCCUUUUUUCACCAGCCCGCAGAGCAGUGGCAUAACUUACACCGUUCCAGCACUUACCCACAAUGUUCUCCAUUUUUGAUAGUAAAAAUAUUCUUAUUUACAGAAUGUACUUCCAUUAAUUAUUUUUGAGUGGGACAAGCAAGUUUUCUUAAAACAAACAAAAGAACUUUCACAUUGUAGUGUCUG